AGCUGGCAAUUGCAGGCAUCUGCUCCCACAGUGUCCACCACCCACCAUGCGGCCUCUAGUCCUGCUGUGGAGCUGCCUGGUGCUCCCAGGUUAUGAAGCCCUGAAGGGCCCAAAGGAGAUCAGUGGAUUUGAAGGUGAUGAGGUGUCCCUGCAGUGCACCUAUGAGAAGAAGGUGAGGGGACACCGCAAGUACUGGUGCCGGCAGGGUGGCAUCAUGGUGUCCCGCUGCACUGACAUUGUCUACACAAGUCAGAACCAGGAGGUAGCACAGGGCAGGAUGUCCAUCCGAGAUAACACCCGAGAGCUCUCGAUGACCGUGACCAUGAGGGACCUUACCCUGAAGGAUUCGGGGAAGUACUGGUGCGGGAUUGACCGACUGGGUUUCGAUGAGUCUUUUGAAGUCUCCCUCAUCGUCUUUCCAGCUUUUCCUGGUCUCCAACCGACAGUCGUCACAGCCAAGCAGGGGAAGACAGGGGUUGAGGCCCCUGGGUUCACCGAGGCGGCCCCGGCCCGGUCUGCAGGAACCUCCCCUCCCCCAGGAACCUCUCCAUAUGCUGGGAGCUCUCCUCACCCAGAAACCUCUCCUCACCCAGAGACCUCUCCUCAUGCAGGGAGCUCCCGCCCAGCCAUCUGGCUGUCCACCACCACAAAGGACUCCAAGGUUAUAGCCAGCAGUGUCUCCAAGUCCAGUGUGUCCAUCCCGGUGGGCCGCAUGUUGGCCUCUGUCUGGAUCCUCUUGUCCCUUCUGCUGGCUGCCGCUCUGAUUGCCUUUGGCAGCUACAUGCUCCAGUGGAGAAAGACAGCUUGGCUGGCCACGGAGACACGGAGGAAUGAGAAGGUCUACCUCCCAGCCUCGCCGCCAGGGAACAACUGGGUGCCUGAGGAUGCCAUGAUCAACCUUGCGGCGCCUCCCGAGUGUCUCAGCAACCCCACGCCCUCUGCUGCGCCCUCCAUGGAGACCCAGCACCUCAGUCAGACUACAGAGGAAGAGGCAACCCCUUCCCUGGACACCAAGGAGGAUGUGAUGGCAGCUUCUCCCCUGCAGAUGUCUGCCGAGGAACUGGCCUUCUCCGAGUUCAUCUCUGUGUAACUGCAGAAUGACAAGUGGGCCGGGAUUCCUACACUUGGGCCUGAUGGAUCCUCAGCUCCCUCUAGCCUGGAGAGUCCUCCUUCCUUCUCUCUUUCAUUGUGGGUUCUCCUAGAGCUCCGACCAUGACACCAUGGCCCCAGCAGGAGCUCCCUGAUAACCUCCGUGGUCAGGUACACAGUGGAGGCCAUGGAGGCGGCCAGCCCAGGGAUUGGCUGUCUUUCCUUCUCCUUCCCCAUGCCACCGUAUACCUCGCUUUGGAAGGACACUGGAGGAAGGUUCCUUAUCGUCUCUGUCCAGAAGGGCUACUACUCCAUGGGCUCUGGAGAUUAAGGGAGGAGGAGGGAACCAGAGUGGGGCGGUCGGCUGAAGGGGGAGGGGGGCUAGAUCCCGCUUACAUGAGGAUAAUGCUAAUUCCAGGCCAGCUGGGUGAGGGAAAGAUAGAUUGGCUCAACUAUUUUCUUUCCCUUUUUCUAUUUUGUUUUGAAAAAAUGGCAUGCAGGGAAGGGAAGUGCUCAGCAUAUAAAACAGAAACACAGGGAGAAAGACGAAAAGGGGAAAGUGCUUUUAAUCUUACCACGCCCCCGCUGACACCCCUGACCGCCCUUGCCUGGAUCCCUCCUCCUUCCUCCUUCCUCUUUCGUGUUUGCGGUUGCUUACUUCACAGAGCGGUCAUCCCACAGUGCACUGCGUGCCGCCUUCCCCAUCUUGUCCCAUCAUAAGCAUCCCUCUGUGUCCUACAAACCUUGUACAAUAAACCAU
This is a messenger RNA of Onychomys torridus (southern grasshopper mouse), 1849 nucleotides long. RefSeq names its product CD300 molecule like family member g (gene Cd300lg). The record is from RefSeq and is a predicted model, not a curated record. NCBI's taxonomy places the organism in Eukaryota, Metazoa, Chordata, Mammalia, Rodentia, Cricetidae. Bases 47 to 1090 code for a protein of 347 amino acids. Gene Ontology annotation, molecular function: transmembrane signaling receptor activity. Gene Ontology annotation, cellular component: plasma membrane. The transcript has 7 exons.